This is a messenger RNA of Verticillium nonalfalfae, 3798 nucleotides long. RefSeq lists its product as uncharacterized. Gene Ontology annotation, molecular function: calcium-activated cation channel activity. Lineage: Eukaryota; Fungi; Ascomycota; Sordariomycetes; Glomerellales; Plectosphaerellaceae. Bases 1 to 3798 code for a protein of 1265 amino acids. Gene Ontology annotation, cellular component: plasma membrane. The record is from RefSeq and is a predicted model, not a curated record. The transcript is spliced from 2 exons.
AUGGCGGACGAGCCAUCCCAGGGCGCGCCUGGCAGCGCCGAAUCAAGAGCUGGCACAGGACUCAAUGCUUUCCUGGCAGCCUUGGCGGCCUCCGUGAUCAUUUUCGCCGUCCAAAUCAGCAUCUUUCUCCUACUACGGAAUAGACUUGCCCGCAUCUUCAAACCGAAAACAUAUCUCGCCCCCGAGCGCGAACGAACAGACCCACCGCCACGGAAUCCUGUACAACUCAUCAAAACGUUAUGGACCUUCAGCGACCGCGACAUUAUCAGACGGUGCGGCUUAGACGCCUACUUCUUCCUACGAUUUCUCAAGACGUUGCUCAUCAUCUUCGUCCCCAUGAUGUGUAUUCUGAUACCCAUUCUGGUUCCCAUCAACUACAUCGGUGGCGAGGGCCAAGACGUCAUUGGCGGCCGUCCGAAGGGGCAGAACAGCACGAGCAGCAACAACAGACAAACCGGCCCCCCGCGAGGCCUUGACACUCUCACCAUGUCCAAUAUUUCACGCGAGAAUUCAAGUCGGUACUGGGCCCAUCUGAUCAUGGCAAUUUUGGUCAUUUCCUGGGUAUGCGUCGUCUUCUACUUCGAACUCCGCGUCUAUAUCAAGAUUCGCCAAGAUCACUUGACAAGUGCUGAACAUCGCCUCCGUGCUUCCGCCACAACUGUCCUCGUCAACAACGUGCCCCCAAAAUGGCUCACUGAAGAAGGUAUCAGGGGUCUGUUUGACGUUUUCCCGGGCGGCAUCCGCAAUGUCUGGCUCAACAGAGACUUGGGCCAGCUCCUGGAGAAGAUCGAACUUCGUACUCAGAUUCACCGACAGCUCGAGUCGGCGGAAACGGAUCUCAUCAAGAUGGCCAAGAAGAAUCAACUCAAGCAGAGGAAAAAGGACGAGAAAAAGGCCCGCAAGGCAUCUCAUGGCAAGGCGCCUACCAAGGCCGACAUGGAGCUCAGACGCAAACAGGAAGACGCCGCAGCGCAUCAAAUGGCUGAAGCGGGACAGGGCGUGAGUUCUGGCGCGCACGAAGAGGUGCCACAUGACGUCAGUGAAGCGGUCGACCAGCACCAGCAGAGCGGAAACCGACGAAACAGCCAUGUCCAUAUUGAUGACGGGGACAGGCCAGAGCAUGAGACCGAGAACGGGAGCUUUGGCUUUGGCUUGCUAAGCGGCGGCCUGGAGAAGGUCGGGCAAGGCCUCCGUGGCGGUGUGGGCAAGGCCGGUAUGGGCUUCAAGACGCUCGGCCAUGAUGUUGAAGACGGUGUAAAUACCACCAACGGCUUCAUGAGAAUCAAUUCACCGGGCGCCGGCGAACAUGCCACAUACACCCGAGGGUCUGCCGACCAUGCACGCAUCCAGGCUGUGAGGGGAGAGAACGUUCGACCAGGAACUACCGACAGCGCUGAGUGCCACUCGAGGACAACAGAUGCGGCUGAGAGAGUGCACAGCACUCAUUCGCGCGAUGCAUCGGAUACGUCACAGAUUGUCAAGGCCUUCUCCAACUAUGACACUACUGCAAACGGGAACACUAUUCGCAAGGUCAGUAACCUGAACAACCUAUACGACAAUGAGAAGCGGCAAUGGUAUCAGUUCUGGCGAGCUCCUCCCGGCGGAUUCGCGUCGCCUGUCCCUCAAAUGCAAGAGGGGUCCGAAUUUCCAUUUGGUCAGAAGAAGACUCCCAAAACUUUCGCUGAGCGCGUUAAAUCAUGGAUCCCAGGGAUGGGUGAUGACGAAUUGCCCGCCAUUGAGUACGACCCUGCUUCGUACUCUGGCAAAGACUACCAGGCCACCGAUGGCCUUGGCGAACCGGAUGCUGCUUGGCGCAAAUACGUCAAGCCCAGCAAGCGACCCAGGCAUCGUCUCCCGCGAUGGGGGUUUCCCACUUGGCUUGCAUGGCUUACCUUUGGCAAAAAGGUCGACACAAUCUACUGGUGCCGAACGGAGCUUGCGCGUCUCAACCUGGAGAUUCGGGAAGAUCAGGCGCACCCUGAGCGCUACCCACUCAUGAAUUCAGCGUUUAUUCAGUUUAAUGAGCAAAUCUCGGCUCACAUGGCCUGCCAAAGUCUGAUUCACCAUCUGCCCAAGCAAAUGGCACCCCGCGUCAACGAAGUCUCGCCUAAUGAUGUCAUAUGGAGCAACAUGGCGAUCAAGUGGUGGGACGAGUGGUUCCGAACCGGAGCUGUCACCUUGCUCAUCACGGCCAUGGUCAUCUUCUGGGCUGUCCCAGUUGCUUGGACGGCUGCGCUUGCCAACAUUGAUAAGCUCACUUCCAUAUCAUGGCUCCGGUGGAUCGAGAAUAACAACACGGUUUACCAGAUCGCCGGCGGUAUCGCUGGUAUUCUUCCGCCUCUCAUCCUUGCCCUCGUUCUCAUCCUGGUCCCCAUCCUACUGGAUUUGCUCGCCGACUUCAAGGGUGCUAAGACGGGCGCACAGAAGACGGAAUUCGUACAGCAAUUCUACUUCAUGUUUCUCUUCGUCCAAGUCUUCCUUGUUGUCUCCGUUGCCAGUUUCUUCGCCGGCGCUGCAGACGAAUUGUUUGCCAACCUGCAGAAAUUCAACGAAGUCGACUACAUCUGGACAGUGCUAGCAGACAAUCUGCCUCAGGCUGCAAACUACUUCUUCUCGUACAUGAUACUCCAGGCGCUGUCAUCCAGCUCCGGUGCGUUGCUCCAGAUUGGUGCUCUCCUGGUCUGGUACGUGCUGGCCAAGAUGCUGGAUACAACAGCACGCAACAAGUGGACUCGUAACACAACUCUCAGUGGCAUCAAGUGGGGCCAUCUCUUCCCCGUUUACACCAACUUUGCCUGUAUUGGGCUUAUCUAUUCGGUCACUGCGCCCCUCAUCAAUAUUUUUGCCUGCAUUACCUUUGGCCUUCUUUUGCUGGCUCAGAAGUAUUGUCUGCUCUAUGUCGUGCGCGCCGGGAUCGACACUGGCGGUGUGUUGUAUCCACGAGCCAUCAACCAGCUGUUCACCGGGCUGUAUGUCAUGGAGCUCAGCAUGGCUGGCAUGUUUUUCGUUGCCAGAGAUGAGAACAACCGACCCCAGCAGCCCCAAGCCAUCAUCAUGUUGGUCACUGUUGGUCUCACAAUUUGCUACCAAGUUUUACUCAAUCGGUCUUUCUCCCCGCUCUUCCGCUAUCUGCCGGUGACGGGCGAAGACGAGGCUGCGAUUCGAGACGAGGUCUUCCACCAGGAGCAGCUUCGACGAUUUGGCAUGGUCGAAGAGACUGAUCAGGACACUGACGGCGCUGAUGCCGAGAAACGCCUGGAUGGGAGCAUCGGCGACUCUCGUGGCAGAGAAGACGACGAGAUUGAGCUUCAGGGACUUUCACGCAAUGAUACGAAGAAACGAGGAUACAACCCUGUCAAGGGCGUUCGCAACUUGGCGGUCAAGGGAGGCCAAGGUCUUCGCAAUGUUGCUACGUGGAAGAAAGUGGAAGCACCUUCGGCCGUGAGAAAUGCGGCAUACUAUCGCAGACAUCAACGUCAGAAAGAUCUGGAGGCUCAGCGUGCCAUAGGAGAAGCGCUGUACGGGGGCGUCGCCGACGAGAUUGAGGAUUUGAUGCCUGAAGAGAGGAAUGCACUGGUGCAGGAAUCUUUUAAGCAUACGGCACUUCGAGCCCGCAUGCCGACUGUCUGGAUUCCUCGCGAUGACCUGGGUGUCAGCGACGACGAAAUACGGUUGACGAGAGAGUAUACCGAAAACAUCCACAUCAGCAACGAGGGAACCGCACUGGAUAGUAAGGUCCGGGUCGUAUACGGGCGGAAUCCUCCUGACUUCUCAGAGGUUGAUCUGAUUGACCUCUAA